CCUCUGCAAACUAGCAUUUCCAAACCCUGUACUCAGCGAGCUUUCGUCUUUCGACAACUUUGGAACUCCUCCUUCUCAAUUGGUUGACCACACGGUCUCAGUCUUAAGCGUGACCAUACUUGUAGCCGUGACACCGGCUGACUGGGCAACUCCGCGUCCAGCGCAAAUUCCCGGGCUUGCCUACGUCAUGUUCUCCCAGCCCCGCACACUACUGGGCCAGGGGACACGAGGCACCACAGCAUCAAUAUGCAGCUCAAGGCUAGUGCCAACGCUUGCAGCAGGCGCGCUGCGGCCUGGCCACCUGUCGGCAUGCCGUGCCAAGAGCAAGGACGUGCUCGCCAAGAGCUUUGACAGCGAGGACGAGCUUGACGGGGACCUGGCGAACGAGCUACAGCGGGUAGCGGACCCCGAGCGGCUCAAGAAGCUGGCUCAACACUUCGAGCUCGCCUGGAAGAUUGCGCGGCCCGGGAGACCGCAGACGUGCGACUGCUGCAAGGGGCGAAAGGAGGAGGAGUGCAACUGGUGCCAUAGCACAGGCUACCUGAUGGUGGGCAGCCAGGUGUUCCCCAGCACCCCCACCCACACCAACAACUGCCCCGUGUGCAAGGGCAAGGGCUACAUCAAGUGCGAGCGCUGCCGCGGCACCGGCUUCCGAGCCAACUGGCUGCCCUCGGACUCGGACCUGCUACCCUGAGCGACAGCGCCACACAGCGCACACAGCUGCUGUUGCUGCUGCGGCUGCCCCGAGAGUCCCGCAGCGUGUGCACCUGUUGCUGCGCUGAGAGGCCCCACGGAGCCAACUGGAAGCUUGGGGUGUGUGCAGUCGGGUGGCGGAGUGCAGCGGAGCGCGCGGGGCGCGAGAGCAGCACAGGAGAGGCUGGCGCAGGCAAGAGCCUGGGAGGGAGGGAGCUUGCGUGGGCACGGCAGCAGAGAAAGCCUGCGGCGCCGCACGGCUUGCAAUGUGGGCGUGGAGCGCGCAGCUGGAGAGAGCAGCAGCAGUAGCGAAGCCGGGGUGUUUGCGGUCACGGUGUUAGGGACCCAGUGGCUGGGCGGCUCCACCAAGUAAGUUGCCCAGGGGCCAGAGGCAUAGGUGGCUUCGCGCGGUUAGACCUGCAGUGGCGUACAGCCGCAUUGCCGGCGGAACUUCCCGCAUGCCAUGCCGUCCCUGUAGAACGGCCAGUGUUUGACAUGUCAGAAAGCUGCAAGGUUGGGUAUGAAACCUUGGCUGGCCCUCCUGCUAGCGCGUCGCGCACAGGCCUUGUGGCGGUGGGUGGAGCGGUUGUCGAUCACUGGCACAAAUUGUAUCAUAGUUGCUCAGGGGGUUGUUCUCCAAUGACUUGUGUAGAUGCAGCAUGACUAUCUUGGCUUUCCAACAAUCCUGGAACGUGUAGGUUUCCAAGCAUGUAUACUACAGCACAACGGCUGUAUUCAGUCUUUGAUUGUGAAUCGCUGCUUGUUUCUGGUUUGUGGCAGUUGAUCGGAUGUAUAGAUACUGUGUCGGGCUGCGUGCGUUCAAGCUCUCGGACUGGGGUCGGCGAUGACAAGGAUAGGACAAAGUAAUGCGGUAGGUAAGGUUUGUUCGUGAUGGUACGAGCAGCGCCAGAUUGGUGCUGCACGGGCAUGUCCUUCGCGCUUUGCUUGGCGAACAACACAAUGCGGAGAAGAUUGGCAUUCUUGGUGCGUGAAUGUCUUGCAUGCCGCACCCAUGCGUCUGCUGGCUCUACCCUUUCACAGUCCACCGUUGCGACUGUGUCAGGUGCGGCCUCUUCAUAAGCGUACGGCUUGGGGAACCCAGGGUUUCGCGCAUCCGUGUCUGGCACUUGACGAAUCAUCGGUGUUGGGGUGCGAUCAUCGGAGUGCGCUGGUGGAGCGGUGUUCGGGAACAAGGCGCGCUGCGUGUCGAGACCCAAAACGGAUUAGAGAGGAGUCGACCUUGUUUUCUUGGCUGGAUUGAGAAUGGUUGGACGAGUUUCUUGCAUUUCGCAACGAUGCGGGCAGGAGGUGCGUGCCUACAGCACCAGCGCCAACAACGUAGGCGUUCCCGGCCGGGGUCUGGACGUGCGGCCGAUUGCAACGAUGCUGGAUUCCUAGUACAAGCAAGAGCAGCGGGUGGUGACAAGUCAAGUCCAGAGUGUGAUGGCUGUAGUCUCGGCCCACAAAUCCCAUAAGGCGAGUCAUGGCAAGAGUCGGAACGCAGGUUCCUUGGUGCGGUUGAUUGCGAGUUUGCGACGGCAUGUGUGUGGCAGGUGUGUGGUGUGUGCCGCCGCGUGCGCCUGCAGCCCGUCUGCGCCAACAGCCGGUGCAGGGCACAGCAUGUCGUCGAUACUCAACACACGUCUGCAGAAGCCACUAAAGCCAGAGUACCUCAUCUCAUGGGCUCAUGGCGGCCUGCCCUUGGUGCGAAGAGGAGUGCAGGGAGUCGCCUCUGCAUCCUGCAGCCACCCCAGGGCCAAUGCCCCUGAUUUGCAGUGUCCUCACCCCAUACCAUGCCUGGGAACAAAUGCGUCUCAAAGCUUGAGUUGCAUCACUAUUAGCAGA
This is a messenger RNA of Chlamydomonas reinhardtii, 2538 nucleotides long. RefSeq lists its product as uncharacterized. NCBI's taxonomy places the organism in Eukaryota, Viridiplantae, Chlorophyta, Chlorophyceae, Chlamydomonadales, Chlamydomonadaceae. The coding region runs from base 188 to 694 and encodes 168 amino acids. The transcript has 4 exons. The record is from RefSeq and is a predicted model, not a curated record.